AUGCCGGAUCCAACUUCUGUUGCUUGGGGUUUGUGCGAAGCAUCUGCAGAUCUCACGCACGAAGUCCUUGUUGCGUCCCCGGCGUUCACCGACGAGGACCCGAGCCAAACAAGGGCGUCUGCGACGGCCGGCGAGAUCCAGUCAGGAAACUCCGAAAAAAACGUGGUGAUGAGCGUGGACCUGGACCAGCCGGUGGUGCUUUUAACUUUCGCCCGGCGGAACGGAGAAUCUGAAGUUCUGAAGUUCACGUCGAGACCCUUAUUUUUCCGUAUUGCGCGCUCCCAUCCCUACUCUGUCACGGACAUUGCGGAAGGCUUCGGUAGCUCUACAUUGCAGACAGGAUGGGUGCUGACGCAUGUCAAUGGCGAGAAAAUGUCCGUUAACUGGCACCAGGCGUCACUUCUGCUCCGGUCGGCAAUCCAAGGGCUCCCUCAGACAAGUCGGAGUGAUCUGAAAGAGCCAGCGCCCAGCAAAGUCAGUCAGAAGUUUGGUCGGUCUUUGCCCUCAGCUAAGACAUCCAACCAGGCAGCAAUCUUCAUGGCUUGGGUGCCGCCAGCAGGUUCCGUGGAACAUAGCAUCAUGCACUACCAAAGUAGUUUGCUCCAAACCAUGCGCGCUGCAUAG
Messenger RNA from Symbiodinium natans, 624 nucleotides. Lineage: Eukaryota; Dinophyceae; Suessiales; Symbiodiniaceae. The record is from the annotation of a GenBank genome assembly.